Messenger RNA from Oncorhynchus nerka (sockeye salmon), 4485 nucleotides. Its product is annotated as beta-1 adrenergic receptor-like. Gene Ontology annotation, biological process: adenylate cyclase-activating adrenergic receptor signaling pathway; norepinephrine-epinephrine-mediated vasodilation involved in regulation of systemic arterial blood pressure. The record is from RefSeq and is a predicted model, not a curated record. The coding region runs from base 524 to 1960 and encodes 478 amino acids. The transcript has 2 exons. Gene Ontology annotation, cellular component: plasma membrane. Gene Ontology annotation, molecular function: epinephrine binding; beta3-adrenergic receptor activity. NCBI's taxonomy places the organism in Eukaryota, Metazoa, Chordata, Actinopteri, Salmoniformes, Salmonidae.
CCACUUGGUGCACUCUUGUGGUUCUAGCAGGAGCGUCACAGCUGCUUGCUCUCUGACAGUGUGGCAUCGCUCUCAUAUAGCACACAGCGAAAAGUGCUCCAGACAAACAUUACAGUAUGUAUGAUUGGACUUCUUUCAGAGGAAUAUGGGUUUGCCUCCUUUUUAAAAAGUUUUUCUAACUUCUUGAAUUUGUCAUUUUUUCACUAUCCUCUCCAGGGAUGUAUAAAACCAAGACAAAAUAAGCAAAAAAGGAUUGUUUUCGGGGUUUUAAUUUGGACAUUUUGGAUGCAUUGCAUUGACAAGACAACAUGUUGUCACCGGUGUUUGGAGACAUAGGAGACAGACAUACAUGUUUGGAUUAUCUGGACACUUACCAGUGAUACAUGAAAGCUGUGAAACAUGUCAGUGGGAGAUUUACAUUUGCUUGGAAUGAACAAAAACGCAAGGGUGUGACAUAGAGAGACCAAAUUGUUGUGUGUUUGACUUUAAAAAUGCUAUUACAAAAUGUUGUUUUUUACUCUUAAUGCAUGAAAAAUCAAUUUUACCUUUGUGUAUGUCUUUUCUUAUGAAGAUGGACUUUAACUUGAGUAGCAUAGUGCUCUACGCGGUCAACACCACUGUGACCCCCCUUCACAACAAUACAGGACCCUACCAUCCUGCAGCGGGACCCUGGAGUUUACUAUUGCUGGUGAUCAUCAUCAUGACCAUCGUGGUGGGCAACCUGCUGGUCAUCAUCGCUAUAGCACGCACAUCCCAGUUACAGACUAUGACUAACAUCUUCAUCAUGUCCCUGGCCUGUGCUGACCUCAUCAUGGGGGUCCUGGUGGUCCCUCUGGGGGCCACCAUCGUGGUGACAGGGAACUGGCAGCUGAGUGACAUCUCCUGCGAGCUCUGGACCUCCGUAGAUGUGCUCUGUGUCACGGCCAGCAUCGAGACUCUUUGCGUGAUUGCAGUGGACCGCUAUAUUGCCAUUACAAGGCCCCUCAGGCACAAGGUUCUGCUCAAUAAGUGGCGCGCCCGACUAAUCGUGUGUGUGGUGUGGAUUGUGUCUGCUCUGAUCUCUUUUGUGCCCAUCAUGAACCAGCUUUGGCGGGCAGAAGAGGACCCGGAGGCCUUGGUGUGCUAUCAGGACCCUGCCUGCUGUGACUUUAUGACCAACAGCACUUUUGCCAUUAUAUCCUCUGUAGUGUCAUUCUACAUCCCUUUGCUCAUAAUGAUAUUUGUCUAUGUCAAAGUCUUCCUCAUAGCCACACGACAGGUACAGCUCAUAGACAAGACCCGGCUGCGCUUCCAGAAUGAAUGGCCAGAGCCGACGACAACACAGCUGAGCAACCAGAGUUGCAACAUUUUGCCCUUGGGCUAUGGUGGCAGUAGCAGCUGCACCAGCUCACCUCGCAAGAGAAGCUCCAGACGAAGACCCUCACGGCUAACCGUUGUCAAGGAGCACAAGGCCCUCAAGACCUUGGGCAUUAUCAUGGGCACCUUCACCCUCUGCUGGCUGCCUUUCUUUGUGGCUAACAUCAUCAACGUGUUUGACAGGAACGUGCCCCCGGGAGAGAUCUUCCGCCUGCUCAACUGGCUGGGCUACAUCAACUCUGGCCUCAACCCCAUAAUCUACUGCAGGAGCCCUGAGUUCCGCACUGCUUUCAAGAACUUGCUGGGCUGCCCCUGGUUUUCCACCCCACGAUUAAACACCUUAGGUGUCUACAAGGAGAAGCGGACACACUGCCCCUGCUUCCUGGGUUCGCCUGAGGCAGCCAGCUCUUUCCAGAAGCCCCCUGCUGCUGCCAGGCCUGAGGGGGACGAGAGCCUGGCUAGCAGUCAGAGCAGCGACAAGAGUGAAGAGCCUUCCCCAGGACCCCCACACUUUAACGGCAACACACAGUUCAGUGAAUUCUCCAAACCAGAAAAUGAAUUCUUCCACUUGUUUGGCAUGGCAAAUAUAUCAGGCAAGAAAUAGCUUUUGGAGAGAAUCCACCAAGAGGAGAGGCAGUGGAAAUAUGUCGAUCUGCGGCCCAGCCUAAUGUACUGAGUGAUUCAGAGUGCAUGCCACAAUUGGCUUAUUACUCCAAAUGACUGAGUAAACAUUUAUACACACAUUAGGUGACACCAGCACUAUUUUCAACAGACAUUGGUGAUGUCCUGGCUUGAGUCCUAGAUAUAGAGCUACAUGCUGAGUUUGUAAUGCUACCCAGCAAUGUGUAAAAUCUAAAUCCUUUCUCCCAGAGAGUGGAAUGCAAUGCUGUCUUAUUAUGAAUAAACAGAAACAUUGUACUCUGUUGUACAUCAUUUGUCAGUUAAACAGCAUUUGUCAUCAUCACUGGUAUCAACGGUAAAAAGUCCAGUCAAUAUUUAGAAAGGCUAGUCAUUACAGUUCGUCCAUGCAUCUAUUUCUCAUAAUGGUAUCAAUGAAAUACACUGUAUAUACUUUUCAGUUAUAGGCAUGCAGGAUGGCCACAGAAAAUAUGCGCAUCAAUUAAGUUAUAUUUGUAAAAUGAAUAAAACAGUUGACAGAUGACAGAUGAAAGCAAGCCUUUUCAUUCUGGCACAAAUAAAUCACAUUGUACAAUCUUUAACACAAUGGUCACUUUUUCAAAUUACAGCAGGUGACAAGAAUUGUAUAUAAAAAAAAAUGGUCACGAUUCUAUAAAAUUAGAAACUGCAGCAGUAGCUACUUACCCAGGAAAUUACCUGAACUAGAGCUCUUUUCAUGUGCAGUCGUCCAUGACAGACCAAAAAUGUUCCUUUUAAAUAUGUGAGCACUGCCAUCAACUGAGCACCACAUGCUAUAUAAGUAUUUUGUUGGAUUAGAAAGGGAUAUUACCUCAGAGAGCAUGAAAUUAGGAACAGGAUCAGCUAAAGCAUGGUAAUGACACUCUUCGACACUCUUCGACACUCAUUGUCAAUGAGAGCUGAGUAUCUGAUCAAAUCCUACAGCAUCAUAGAGCAGGCCUAAAUGGUGUGGUUUUGGAGUUGAGUAAGUAGUUCAGUAUGGGACACAUCUUAAAAUGAUGAGAGGAGGUUGAAGUCAAUGUUUUACUGCACUGUCUGCAGUUGAAUAAAGCAAAAAAAACUUAAUCUCAUUGAUUGUUUCUUUCCAAUUUACUGUAGUGUUGAUAGUAAUGCCCUGAGGUCUGGAAAGAAACAUCUAUGUGUUGGAAGGUUCUUAAUGGUGAGGAACCAUGUGCUCCAGGUGGUUCUUAAGAAACUGCAAAAAACUUGAUUGAAAUAUUUUAGCGCCAUCAAUCAUAGAAAUCAACAUAUUUGGCACUUCCACUGUAGUAGACAGGAUUACAAAAUAAACCCUUUGGCCCCAUACCUGCCAGAGGCAAGACCUCCAUUUCUGACCACAAAGUCCACCUUCGCCUGUUGACGUGUACUGUAAAAGAAAAUACACUUAACUCAAAUGAUGGAUGUCUCUGCCUGAGACUUUGGGAUGAAGCGAAAGCCAAAUUUGAACUAGGAUUUAAACUACACAGGCAAUUAUUUCCCUCAGAAGAGCAAGUGAAAGUACAGUACUUGCUUUAUAAGGGCUAAGGGUACUUGAGUCAUAUUUCAUCAAAUGUUUUCAUUUUUCUGUAGAUUUCUCUAGCAAAACAAUGGUGGGCAUUGUUUAUAUUUUCCUGCGUAGACAUGUACUGUAAAACUGAUAGGAUCAGAAUCUCUGGCAUUUUGAAAAAAGGAUUGGUUGGGUAUGUUUGGGGGAAAGAGAACCCUAGAGUACACACUACCAUGAAGUGAUUGAUGGGGAUAGGAUGGAAAUUAAUCAAUCAGGAGAGAUAUGUUUAAAAGCUCAAACUCAAAUAAGCAGUAAAACUGUUUCCCAGUUAAAAAAUGAACCCAAAUCCCACAAUGUUCAAUACAUUUAUGUAAGCUACACAUUUCAACCUCCUCCCACCAUGUCAGAGUAACCUCUCACAAAGGGCAUUUGCCAAGUCAAACAAACACAUCAUCUCCUGAUGAGACCAUUAGUUGGCCUUCAUAUCUGGAUUCUUUAACAGUAAAGGAGCAUGUGUUUGGGAUUUAAUGGGAGGAUGGGGUGAACAACAAGUCUGAUAUUGCAAAUUAAAUGUAAAUGACAUGAUCAAAUAAGAUGUUUGGAUCAAUUUCAGGGUUGGAUCCCAAUGCUUUGAAUUCCAUUCCAUCAUUUUGUAAAAAUAAAUAUUUUCCAAAAAGGUGAUGUCUUGAAUAUACAGUAUCAAUGCAAAAAUAUCAUCUUCUCCAAGGCUGGGAAAACAAAACACCUUUUAUUAUAGAGUUGAUAUUUCACCAUUGAUACAAUAGCCACUUUCUGCUGGCUCUGAAUUUGUUACAGUAAAAUGUGCUUAGUAUAUUUUGGCUAAUAUGGCAUCAACAUUCCUCAAAAGUAAUGAUGUUCGAAAUGACAUUCUUAGUACUCAGUGAAUCAUAGGCUUUAACAAUGUCUGGAAUAUGAAGUAUGACAGGAAUAUGACUCAAUACAGUAAGCACAAAAACUAAUUUCUC